AUGUCUUCCAAUCCAAGUAUCAACCUAUUUACCUGGCUCACUGCCAACGGGAUUAAAGUGUCUAUUACACUCGAAGAGCUGUCCAUACCAUAUCAGGUCACGGAGGUGGAAAUCUCAACCAAUGCUCAGAAAGAGCCUUGGUUCAUCAAGAUCAAUCCCAAUGGCCGGAUUCCGGCUAUCUUAGAUGAUGGGCAGCGAGUUUUUGAGAGCGGUGCAAUUCUGUUGUAUCUGGCGGAUAAGUACGACUCUGAAGGCAAAAUUAGCUACCAGUUUGGUACAUCCGAGUAUUAUGAACAGCUGAGCUGGAUAAUGUUCCAAGUUGGAGGUGUUGGGCCAAUGCAAGGUCAAGCAAAUCAUUUUCGCCUCAUGGCAGGAGAAUAUUCCCAAUAUGCUAUUGACCGGUACAUGGCUGAGACUCGGAGGUUGUAUUCCGUGCUGAAUGAAAGGCUUGGGGCAUCUCCUUGGCUAGCUGGUAACAAGUAUACUAUUGCCGACAUUUGCAACUACGGUUGGGUUCGAUACGGACCAAUUGCUCUUGGAAUAGACCUAGAUGACUUCCCCCAUCUAAAGCGGUGGCACGAUGCUAUUCACGGAAGGACGGCAGUCCAGAGAGGCCUAAAUGUUCCACGAGUGGUUCCGGAUGAGCAGUUAAGGGAGAGGUAUAGACUCAUGGAAGAAAAGACAACUGCUCUUCAAAGUUGA
Messenger RNA from Trichoderma harzianum CBS 226.95, 702 nucleotides. RefSeq lists its product as hypothetical. NCBI's taxonomy places the organism in Eukaryota, Fungi, Ascomycota, Sordariomycetes, Hypocreales, Hypocreaceae. The record is from RefSeq and is a predicted model, not a curated record. The transcript is spliced from 2 exons. Bases 1 to 702 code for a protein of 233 amino acids.